Molecule: messenger RNA, 1452 nt
Organism: Symbiodinium natans
Lineage: Eukaryota; Dinophyceae; Suessiales; Symbiodiniaceae
Source: the annotation of a GenBank genome assembly
AUGGCCGGUGAGUGGGCGGAGCACAAAGAUCCUGCAACUGGAAAGACCUACUACUUCAGCAAGCUCAACAAUGAAACUACGUGGGAGAGGCCUGCUGCUCUUCAGAAGCGUGAUUGGGUUGAGCUCAAAGACCCGGCCAGUGGGAAGACGUACUACCACAACAAGUUCACCCAAGAAACUGUCUGGCACAGGCCAGAGGUACUUGCGAAGGAUGACUGGUCUGAGCACAAAGAUGAGGGUUCUAAGAAGACAUUUUACUUCAACAAGUUUACCCAAGAGACCACCUGGGAGCGGCCAGCAGUUCUUGCGAAAGAUGACUGGAUUGAGUACAAGGACUCGGCAACUGGGAAGUCGUACUAUGGCCACAAGCACACUGGCGAAACCACUUGGGACAGGCCAGCCGUGCUUGCCAAGGCUGACUGGGUCGAGCACACGGACCCCAACACGAAGAAGCUGUUCUACUUCAACACGCGCACACAGGAGACGAGCUUGCUGAAGCCGGCAGUGCUAGAGAAAGAUGAUUGGACAGAGUACAAGGACUCGGCAACUGGCCGGCUGUACUACUGCAACAAAGCCACCAAAGAAACGACUUGGGAAAAGCCAGCGGUCCUUGCGAAGGACGACUGGACUGAGCACAAAGAUCCAGCAACUGGCAAGACGUUCUACUGCAACAAGCUGACCAAGCAGACGUUCUGGGAGAGGCCCGCGGAACUGGUGAAGUGCGACUGGGUCGAGUACAGCGACCCAAAGACAGGCAAAAGGUACUACUACAACCAGUAUACUGAAGAGACUGCCUGGGAGAGCUGGUCAGUCAUCCCCGUCGACUCGGAGACCUUGGAGCGGAUCAAGGCCCUCUUCGUCGUUACGAAGCCUGGGGAGCUGGGCCGCGGAAGGGAUGCUCACAAGUACUCCCGGGCCUACAGCAAUCUGGAGGCAGGCAAGUUGGACGAUGCCGCCAAGAGCAUGCCAGGGUCUCUGCCUCUCGGCUUCAGCGACAAGCUGGCCAGCCUCAGUGGCGUCUUCGGCGCUGGAAGCUACUUUGCCGAAGAUCCCGAGAAGAUUGAUCAGUACACGCAGCCCGAUGCCGGCCAGGCAGCGCCGGGAUUGGAGGAGCUCCACGCGCAGCUCUUCACCGAGGAGAGCCCACAUCCAGGCGAGGACACCUUUUACUGCUUUGUGGUGAGGGCCACAUGCGGCGCUGCCCUGGUCAUCGAAGGCCUGGACCAGGAACGGCUAAAGGACGUCAACACGGGCAAGCACGUCUUCCUCAAGCCCGACCGACGGCAACUCUGCCACAUCCCUGGGGCAGUUCCGUCCAUAUCCUACCACACCCUCGUGGUGGAGCUGACAAAGCGAAAGCUCCCCACAGCGGUCCUGCGGUUUCGCGAGAUUGUCCUCUUCGAGGACACGCGCGUCUAUCCGGAGUACCUCAUUGCGUACCGCCGGGUUUAG